Messenger RNA from Ruditapes philippinarum (Manila clam), 1119 nucleotides. RefSeq lists its product as uncharacterized. Bases 1 to 1119 code for a protein of 372 amino acids. The record is from RefSeq and is a predicted model, not a curated record. NCBI's taxonomy places the organism in Eukaryota, Metazoa, Mollusca, Bivalvia, Venerida, Veneridae. Gene Ontology annotation, molecular function: ATP hydrolysis activity; DNA helicase activity. The transcript has 3 exons. Gene Ontology annotation, biological process: telomere maintenance; DNA repair.
AUGUCGGGUCUGAUUAUUGACAAACAACAAGAAGCAAUUCAGACAGCAGUGUCAGGGCACAAUUUUAUAUUAAUUGGUCAACCAGGUACAGGAAAAUCCUAUACAAUAGGUAAAAUCUAUGAGCAACUGAAAGUUCAAGGUAAACAUGUUUUUUUAACAUGUACAACUGGCAUCGCUUGCACAAAUUUUGGGGUCCAAGCUGAAACAAUUCACCGAUGGGCUGGAUUGGAAGACGGUCGUUACACGUCUAUUGAGCUUUGCAACUUGAUAAAAAAUUCGCCAAAGUACAGUAGGAUUUUACAAAAUAUAAUAACGGCAGACGUGUUGAUUAUAGAUGAAAUAUCCAUGCUUAGUGCGAAGCUUUUUCAACAGUUGUGCGACAUAUGUUCGAUCAAAGAUAGUACCAAGCUAUUUGGAGGAAUACAAAUUAUUGUGUCCGGGGACUUUUUACAACUGGCGCCAGUGCCCAAUAGAAACUAUAAUGAUGAGGGGGCCAUGUGCUUCACAUGUCCUUUAUUCGAAAAGGUGUUACCACACAAAGUGGUACUAAAUCGUGUUGUAAGGCAAGACAAUGAGCGUUUCAUUAAUGUUAUUCAUGAAGUGUCAAAGGGUAUUGUAUCACCCGAGUCGAUUUCGUAUAUAAAGACUUUAGACAGACCUCUCCCUAUUGGCAAUGAAGUUAUGCUAUUUUCAAACAAUGAUUUAGUAAAUGUUUACAAUAGACGCCAAAUUCUGAACGGUCCUGGUGUGAUAAGAGAGUUUGUGUCAGAGGAUUCUGGAGACGUUCGAAUGCUAAUUAAAAGCACAGCACCACCACGUUUGUGGCUAAAGGAAGGGUGCCCGGUGAUUUUGAUAAGGAAUCUCAACAAUAAGCUAGUUAAUGGACUCCGCGGCAAGGUUGUGGAUUUUGAAGACACGUCUCCCAUAGUCCACUUUCCUUCAAUUAACUGUACAACAAAGGUGGAGAAAGUAUCUUUUUCAGUAUUUAAUCCGGAUAAGAACAUGACAGUAGCUACUAGAGUACAAGGUAACAGUCGAUUGUCAACAGAUCUUCAAACCUGGUCAACUUGGCGUGGCUAUGGGAAGAGUAAGAACACCGGACGGUUUAAGAAUUGUUAA